UAAAAGACAAGAAGAAGAAGAACGCCCAUUUUGCUCACACUGUCAAGGCAUCGCUGUGUGCUGAAAUAUUAACAGACAGAAGAGGACAAAGAGCUGCAAUGGACGGUGAUGUUGCAGUUGGUGUGAAGAGAGGCUCAGAUGAGCUCAACAUGUACGGUAGCAGCCCCAACUCUAUGACUGCGAACGGCAGUGACAGUAAGAAACAGCGUCUGGAUGAAUCCCCUCCCUCCAGAGUUCUCCACAUCAGGAAACUUCCCAAUGAAGUGUCAGAGACUGAAGUCAUUGCUCUGGGGCUGCCCUUUGGGAAGGUCACCAAUAUACUGAUGCUGAAGGGGAAAAAUCAGGCGUUUCUAGAGUUGGGUACAGAGGAAGCAGCCAUUACUAUGGUGAACUACUACACAGCUGUCACACCACAGGUCAGAAACACUCCUGUCUUCAUCCAGUACUCCAACCAUAAGGAACUGAAAACAGACUCAGCUCUGAACCAGAGGGCCCAGGCAGUGUUGCAGGCAGUGUCAGCAGUUCAGGAUGGAAGCUCACCGUCCUCUGACCCUGGAGUUUUGGACCUAGCUCCACCCCCCAGCCCUGUCCUGCGAAUUAUCAUUGACAACAUGUUUUAUCCUGUGACCCUGGAUGUUCUCCAACAGAUCUUCAGUAAGUUCGGGACCGUAAUGAAGAUUAUAACCUUCACCAAGAACAACCAGUUUCAGGCUCUUCUGCAGUUCAGCGACCCCGUCAAUGCACAGCAAGCUAAACUGUCUUUGGAUGGACAGAACAUCUAUAAUUCAUGCUGUACUCUGCGGAUAGACUUCAGUAAACUGGUUAACCUCAACGUCAAAUACAACAACGAUAAGAGUCGAGAUUACACCAGACCAGACCUUCCUACUGGAGAUGGAGAGUCGGCCAGCAAGGAUCAUUCUUUAUUGGGUACCCCAUCUGGAGCGCUAGCUUCCUACUCUAGUGGAGGAGGUUACUCAUCUUCUCUCUCCCUCUCACAGGGUGGAGGAGCCAUUAGUCCACUAAGUGCUGCAGCGGCGGCGGCAGCUGCUGCUGGUCGGGUUGCUCUGUCUGGGUCCGGAGUGUCAGGGGUCCUGUUGGCGUCCAACCUAAAUGAAGAGAUGGUCACGCCUCAAAGUCUCUUUACCCUCUUCGGAGUCUAUGGUGAUGUCCAGAGGGUGAAGAUCCUCUACAACAAAAAGGACAGCGCUCUGAUACAGUUGUCUGAUGGCAACCAGGCUCAGCUGGCUAUGAGCCACUUGAACGGUCAGAAGGUGUUUGGUAAAGUGAUGAGAGUAACGCUGUCUAAACAUCAGACAGUGGCUUUGCCCAGAGAAGGAUUGGAUGACCAACUACUAACGAAAGACUUUUCUGGCUCCCCACUCCAUCGCUUUAAGAAGCCAGGAUCCAAAAACUUCCAGAACAUCUUUCCUCCAUCUGCAACACUUCACCUCUCCAAUAUCCGGGAUGGAGUUGGAGAGGAUGAUCUGCGUCUUCUGUUCUCUAACAGCGGAGGAACCGUCAAGGCCUUCAAGUUCUUCCAGGACCGUAAGAUGUCUUUAAUCCAGAUGUCGUCAGUCGAGGAAGCGAUUCAGGCUCUGAUGGACCUUCACAACUACGACAUGGGAGGAAAUCACCAUCUGAAAGUUUCCUUUUCAAAGUCUACCAUCUAACCCUCACACCCAACUCCUAAAACUUAAGAUCUAUGACGAGCGAGGAAGUCACUACUAUUUGUCUCCUUUUCUACAUUUUCUGUUAACCUCUUCUGCGCCACCCCCAAACCUUUGAUUAAGCAGUACAAUAUUUAUCUCUGAAACGUUCAAAACUUCAAAUUCAAACUAAACCAUUUGAAAUAGUUUUCAGUUAAAAUACUGAGAGAAUCAAAAUUCCACAAAGGACAUUUUGUCAACUAGUAGAAGCAGUACGUGCUUCAGUCCUGGCCCAAAGGCACUUUUCUGGGUUUUACCACCAGUGGUUUACCUUCUGACCUUGCUGCAGUAAUGUAAAAGUGUACUCUAGGGUGAGUCAGUACACCUUGACAUCACAGUAGGGUGUGGUUAUUAGUGCAAUAGAACACUUCUGAUCACAACCGUCAGUGAUGCUGGUUGAAUCCUUCAAUCAUAGAGGUUCAGUAAACAGUGCUUUUCAGCCUGCUGUCACUCUAUAGAGCAGUUUUAGUUCUUAAUUGACUCUGUAUCAUCUAUAUCAUUGCUAAGUGCAGAUAGCUGGGUUUUUUUGUUUUUUUGUUUUGUUUUUUUGUUGCUCUGCCCAGUGAUCACCUGUCAGUGUCUCCUUUCCUUGCUUUUUCUGUGGAGGUUUACGUUCCAUUAAUUAAUGAUCUGUUAUUUUUAUAUACAUACAUUGUGUCGCGAUUGUAGUCAUGUGACUCCUCUUUCCUUUCGUGGUAGGCAGUCAACAGCUGCCAUCAAAUCAGGAUGUCUUUUGAACUGUUCAGUUUCUGACACACACAUUCUCAGUGUGCUGCUCCUCCAAAUCUCAUCCUCAUCAAUUGUGCACUUCGGUGCUCUCAAAAUCAAAACAUACGGAUAUCUUGGACAUUUUGUUCUAAUCUACAAGCUUAAAAGAGUUGAUGUGGUUUAAGUGUGAUUCACACUGUUCUCUCAUCCGCAAUGUAAAUAUGACCUGUUUUACAUUACCAGCACCCAAUGAUACUUUGUAGGCAUUUUAGCAACCUACACUAAACAGCUUGUAGCUUUAACACAGAUUCACUUUAAAUGUAGUUUAAAUGCCAGACAUUAACUAAAUUUUGAGGACUUAAGUACACAGAAGUCCUCUAAGAAGCUAUUUCUAUCGAGAGGCAGCUUUUCUUAACUGGCGUACUUCCUUGCUGUUGUUCCCAUAGCCGAACAAUCACUUUAAAUCUGUUUAUUCAUACAUGACUUGAUCAAAAGUAUCAAGUUCGUCAUGGAGAUGUUUAAUGGAAUCCUGGGAAAUGGGAACAGUAAUUUGCCGAGGACAAUUGAAUACCCCUGAUGUCUCCUUUACAAAAUAACUAGGAAGGUAUUGACAUUAACAUGUUGCUGACAUGAAGUAAUACUUUGGAUCCAAAGUUGGAGUUUCCUUAAUGAGUUGACCCUUCCUAAGUCCCGCCCCUUUUCACACAGGUGAGCAACCUUGGUCAACUUUCUCCUCUCCUGUACUUAGAUAUGCUAUGUGCUAGGCUAAUCAGUGUUGAAAAGACAACCAAAUUUUAUAGAUGCUUAAAAGACAAAAACAACAUAGAUAGAUAUGUAUAUGUAUAUGUAUAUGUAUAUAUAUAUAUAUAUAUAUAUAUGUAUAUGUAGUCACAGCUGAAGUUACGUAGCUAAUGUUAGCAAAAUGCUAGCUAACCAGCUAGCUAAUUUACAUCAAUUAUGUUGCUUUUAUCUUUUAACCAUUUACAAAAUUUGGUUGUCUUUCCAACUUAUAUUAGCCUAGCACGUAGCAUAUCUAAGUACAGGAAAGGAGAAAGUUGACAGAGGUUCUGACCGAGGUUGCUCACCUGUUAUUGGAGCACAGAGCAAAAAGGAUCGGGACUUAGGAAGGAUCGAUAGAGCUACCUUUGAUGAUCCUGUUUAAAUGCCAUCCCAGUCUUUCAUAAACCUUUGCUGUGAGUGGUUGCACACACACAUACACAGGAUGCAUGCAAAUGCUGUCUGUUUAGACAAGGUUUCAACAUGUGAUUCUGGUCUUGGUCUCUGAUUUUGGGGGGAGACCUGUUGGGACCAAAGUACAUGUGCCUUUAGUCUAAUUUGAUCUCUUCUGUCUUUAAACAGAUUAUUUUACUGGUAAUGUUUGUUGGUUUUGUAUUGUAAACCCUUAGAAACAGAUUAUUUUUGUUAAUUAUUUUUAAAUAGAAGUGAACCCCGUCCUCCCAGUCCUCUGUUUGUCUUAACAAUGUGAGCUUAUUUGUCAAGCAGAGAUGCACAGAAAACUGGGUCGCUGUUUGAACCGGGGUUAUCUCCAAAGUGGGUUUUUAUUUUUCACUCAUCUCUGGUUCUCACUUACUGCUGUUUUUCUUUUAGGAGAUUGUUGUAAAUUUUCUACUUGAGUUAAUUUUAUUUUGUGGUAAGAUUUCAGAUUGGCCCAAAUUAAACGUGUCUUUUCUACCAACAAGCCCAAGUUAAAUUGUGUGUGUGUUUGUGUGUGUUGGGACUAGGUUCAGGCCUCCACUCUCAUCUGUAUCUUACCUGUCAAUAAACUUCUCUCACUCUG
Molecule: messenger RNA, 4212 nt
Organism: Dicentrarchus labrax (European seabass)
Lineage: Eukaryota; Metazoa; Chordata; Actinopteri; Moronidae
Product: polypyrimidine tract-binding protein 2
Exons: 17
Coding region: 99-1670 (523 amino acids)
Biological process (GO): mRNA processing; regulation of RNA splicing
Cellular component (GO): nucleus
Molecular function (GO): mRNA binding
Source: RefSeq, a predicted model, not a curated record